Messenger RNA from Pyricularia oryzae 70-15, 666 nucleotides. Its product is annotated as cellulose-growth-specific protein. The record is from RefSeq and is a predicted model, not a curated record. Lineage: Eukaryota; Fungi; Ascomycota; Sordariomycetes; Magnaporthales; Pyriculariaceae. The transcript is spliced from 2 exons. Bases 1 to 666 code for a protein of 221 amino acids.
AUGGACCAACGCCCCGCAGACACCUUCCCGUCGAUCAAGGUCGGCAGCCAGAGCACCAGCGACUGGCAGGCGGUGCGGCAGACUACCAACUACCAGAGCAACGGGCCCGUCACCGACGUGCAGUCGUCGCAGAUGACGUGCUACGAGCUCAACCCGGGCCGCGCCGCCCCGCUGACCGUCAACGUCACGGCCGGCUCCACCGUCGCCUACACGGCCAAGACCUCCAUCAGCCACCCCGGUCCGCUCUCGGCCUGGCUCGGCUUCGUGCCCCAGGGCAAGACGGCCGCGUCGUGGGACGGCUCCGGCGCCAGGUGGUUGAAGAUCCUGCAGGACAAGCCCGGUGUUGGCAACAACGGGCUGACAUGGCCUACUCAAGACAAAACCAGCGUCAACGUCCCAAUCCCCAAGUGCAUCCCCAGCGGCGACUAUCUGCUCCGCAUCGAGCACAUCGCUCUGCACAGCGCGGGCUCCGUCGGCGGCGCCCAGCUGUACAUCUCGUGCGCGCAGAUCACCGUCACGGGCGGGACCGGCACGUCGGCGCCUUCAGCGAGCAUGGUGUCCAUCCCUGGAGUGUACAACGCCCGAGACCCCGGCCUGCUCGUCAACAUCUACUAUCCCGUCCCGACCAACUACAAGGGUCCGGGCCCUGAUCCGUUCACGUGCUGA